UAGUUGAUAACUCUGUUUUCUUCUCUUGUGUCACCUGACUUGCUUACUGACUUGGGGCUGCAAAUUAAGUGUGAACAUUAGUAGUGUAAUUAUUUCUAAAUUGUGCACUGAAAAGAGUGAAAAAUGUCUGGAAAAGACAGAUUAGCCAUAUUUCCAUCCCGAGGUGCUCAGACACUGAUGAAAAGUCGUCUCAAGGGAGCUCAAAAGGGACACAGUUUGUUAAAGAAGAAAGCUGAUGCUUUGCAAAUGAGAUUUCGUCUGAUUCUUGGUAAAAUUAUUGAGACUAAAACUCUGAUGGGGGAGGUCAUGAAGGAAGCUGCGUUCUCAUUGGCCGAAGCCAAGUUCACCACCGGAGACUUCAACCAGGUGGUUCUCCAGAACGUAACGAAAGCUCAGAUCAAAGUGCGCACAAAGAAGGAUAACGUGGCUGGUGUAACUCUGCCAGUGUUCGAGAGUUACCAAGACGGCACAGACACUUACGAGUUGGCCGGUCUGGCUCGAGGUGGUCAACAGUUGGCCAAACUGAAGAAGAACUAUCAGAGCGCUGUCAAACUGUUGGUGGAGCUUGCAUCACUGCAGACCUCCUUCGUAACUCUGGACGAUGUCAUCAAGAUCACUAAUCGGAGAGUGAACGCCAUCGAGCACGUGAUUAUUCCUCGUAUUGAGCGAACUCUGGCUUACAUUAUCUCAGAACUGGAUGAAUUGGAGAGAGAGGAAUUUUACAGAUUGAAGAAGAUCCAGGAUAAGAAGCGUAUUGCUCGAGUCAAGCGUGAGGCAUUAGAGGCGACCAACAAGGCAGCAAAUCUCGCUCUAGAGGCUGCCAACAUGCUGGACGAGGGCGAUGAAGACUUGUUGUUCUAAGUUACAACUUGUGCUUUCGUUAGUAGUCUUAACGGAUGAGUUGAAUGGAUGGUUUCACUCAUAAAUCAUUGUCCAAAAAUGUAAACUUCAUAAAAAUUUGAUCAAUUUGCUUAAGAUGUAACAUUUGUCUCUGGACUUAGGCUAAAAUAAGAUCCUGUACUCAAAGUAUAGUUGUAGGGAUUGUUUUAGGGUUUUUGGAUGUUAUAGUUAUAUUUUUUUUUGUUUCCACAGGUAGGAACAUUAAAAGUACGGAAAUGUGUUUCUUGUAACAUUGUCCCCACUACACUAAGAAACUGUCAAAUAAUAUGUUAAUGACUUUUUCAUAACCCCCAAGUUCAUAUAGUUAUCUGAAAGCUUGUAGGUAGGUGAUAUAUUGUAAAAGAAGGUAUGACUGCUGUAUUUUCAAAGCUGAUAAGUGAUUAUUUUGUUACACAUCUCUAAAACUAGUUUAAAAGUAAAUUCAAAUUGAGUGAAAUUACUUUUAAGUCUUUAACCAUCCAACCAGGCAGGUUUGGGGUGUACAAAUAAUUACAUGCAUAUAAUUCAAUGUUUCAAGGAUUCCGAUUACUCUGGAUAUUUUACACAUUUCCUAAACUAUUAUAAAGAUAUACUUCCGCUUUCCAGACAAAUUGUCUUAUCUAUUUACCUUAGCAUCGGAUAAUUUGUUUGUAAUUGUUCUGAAAUCAAACUAGGUAAAAAAGAGGUUUGUAACUACAUAAAUAACUAUCUAUUCUUAUAAAGUUUAUGAUAGAGAAUAUCAAUUAUUUGGCGCUUCCACAAAAAAAAUCUACUAUUCAAAAGACCAAAUUUAAUUAUCAUUCCAGUUUAGAAACAAGUUAUUAGAGUUUAGAUAAAAUAAUAUGUACAGUACGUUUGAAUGUAAGAUAUUGGUGUUAUUGGUAUUGUUUUAAGUUUAUAAAUGUAAAUAAGAAAUAUAAAAUAAUAAAAUUGCAUUAUGCUAAGCAGACACAAGUUAA
This is a messenger RNA of Macrosteles quadrilineatus (aster leafhopper), 1838 nucleotides long. RefSeq names its product V-type proton ATPase subunit D. The coding region runs from base 124 to 861 and encodes 245 amino acids. The record is from RefSeq and is a predicted model, not a curated record. The transcript is spliced from 6 exons. Gene Ontology annotation, molecular function: proton-transporting ATPase activity, rotational mechanism. Gene Ontology annotation, cellular component: proton-transporting V-type ATPase complex. Lineage: Eukaryota; Metazoa; Arthropoda; Insecta; Hemiptera; Cicadellidae.